UGUUCUGAAUUGAUCACGUCUAACAUCCUGGAUUUUAACGCAUCCUUCUGCAACGAUGGCCAGGGAGACUAGGGGUGUAGCCAGAGCGGCGCGAGGUGAAUCAGUGAUAGAGACGUGGCACUGAUGUAAGCAGCCUCGACUUCGCCCGGCGCCAAGAGGAAACGCGACUCACCAUCCCCUGUAAUCCCUCCACCUCAGGUCGAGGGUGAUCCGGAUGCCAAACGUCAAAAGAUCACCCUGAAGCUAUCCACCAAGUCGUCCCCUGAGAAGGCAAGCAGCCCGGAAAAGGUUCAAGUCACGGAAGAAAAUCUCCAAACACCAGUAGAAGCCAAGGAAGAGGCUGCUCCUGCAUCCGGAACAAGGCUCAGCGCAGAGCUCCGGGCUGCACUCGCCCUCAUUAUUGCUCAAAUGGCCGUCCACCUGCCUGCACCGAUGAACAAAAUCUUAAGCCUGAGGCUACCACCAGACUUCAAGGAGUCAGAGGAAAAUACUCUUGGUCAUGUUUUCAAGCAGGACACCCUGACGUGGGAGGCUCUAGUCAAACUCUUGCAUAUCUUCUGCGAGAAUCUUCUUGUCCCUUGCUCGUACCCCAACCCCAUGCCACCGCUCGAACGUUUCGACCAUCCCGUCCCAUCCCUGAGUUCCCAUUAUCCGCCGCACGUCAUCUAUACGUUUUGUGUCGCCAUAUACAACCUCAUGCGUCGCAUUCAGCCGGAGGAACACCUGGAUACUGGGUCAACAACGCGAUGGGGUUUGAUGCAAAAGACACCACAAGGAGAGUAUUUCUCCUCCCCGGCGGAUCUGCGUGUAGAGGAUGCCAUGAGUCGCAGACUCAACAUUGGGACGACUGUGCUCGAGACGCUGGCUGCCCGGGGAGAUUCCUUUGGAAGUGCGAUGCCGAUGACUGUUCAAUCAACUCUAGCUAGUGCCAGCCGACCAACACGCACAUUGUCCGAAUCUCUGGUUAGGAAAGCCAGCCUUAAGAUGGGCGAAUGGAAGCAGAAGCGAGCUACGGGAGGAUUUGGAAGUAUUGUCCGUGGAGUCACCCCCAUAGUCAAUGGAUGGACGCCGAGCUUCGCGCCCACGUACGAUAGCGUCCAUACAGUUGGGCUUGGCUUCACGUCCACCAUUGACGCAGCAUACGAGAGGGCGUGGCACCGGAGAUGGGCAUGUCCCGAGCCUCCGGCCAACACCGGCUGGUGGGGCUCGACCGAGGAGCAGAUUGAGUCUGUGGAUCAAUCUCUGGAGGAUAACUCCAGUUUGAUCGAGGAGCUCCAAGAAUGGCAAGCUUAUCGUGUCAGGGCGAAUUUGAACAGCCCCACAGAGCGAGAGCUUCUUGCUGCCGAUCAACUGCUCAACUCCCUUGCGAAAUUGGCUGGGCAGACCACACCAGUGGAGCUCGCUGGAAGGAUCAAUGCACAUAAGCUCGCCCAAAGUGUCAUCCCGACGUCGGCGCCUUCUAUCCGAGGUACACUGGAUCCUCGUAGACCGCGCGCUCUUCGUGACAAUACUACGAGCCGCACUCAGCCAGCAGGAUCGUCCUCCGCUCAGGUCAAGCCACCGUCCACACCUCUCAGAGCGUAUAAUAGCGGCAACACGGUCUAUGGCCGUAGCACCCCGACCACGAGCACGACCACGAACACAACUGCAUAUAACGUACGACCUAGCGGGCCUGGGCCGUCUAAUCUGCGUCAGAGUUAUGCUCCAAAUGGCUUCAGGCCGGUACAGCGAUGAUUUGUUGUAUGCAUGCAUGCAGAAUCCUCAUCCUCUC
Messenger RNA from Kockovaella imperatae, 1771 nucleotides. RefSeq lists its product as hypothetical. NCBI's taxonomy places the organism in Eukaryota, Fungi, Basidiomycota, Tremellomycetes, Tremellales, Cuniculitremaceae. The coding region runs from base 409 to 1734 and encodes 441 amino acids. The transcript is spliced from 5 exons. The record is from RefSeq and is a predicted model, not a curated record.